Messenger RNA from Phycodurus eques (leafy seadragon), 1876 nucleotides. It is a transcript of the gene asb5a, whose product is annotated as ankyrin repeat and SOCS box containing 5a. Gene Ontology annotation, biological process: positive regulation of protein catabolic process; protein ubiquitination; intracellular signal transduction. Lineage: Eukaryota; Metazoa; Chordata; Actinopteri; Syngnathiformes; Syngnathidae. The record is from RefSeq and is a predicted model, not a curated record. The transcript has 9 exons. The coding region runs from base 409 to 1431 and encodes 340 amino acids. Gene Ontology annotation, molecular function: protein binding.
UGGGCGUGGUCUGUUAGGACGUACACGUUUCUUCAUGUCUUACCCGAAAACAGCCAUUGAAGCGCUCAAAGUCACCUUUGCCUUCGUACAUGAGGUGGCAACGAGCCCCAAAUGGCGUAAAAUCAUCCACCAGCUCGCUCAAAUUCUUCAAUUCCUCGUCCCAACUCGCGUUUAUUUGGCAACACAGCAGGGCGACGACGGCGAAAACUGUCGCCAUGGCAACAGCGCACCGGUAACCGCCCUUCAUUUUGGGUCCUGAAAAGUUCGCGCGACGACAACGAGAAAUUUCUGACAAGCGCAAGUGGAAACGUCACGAAAAGCAUAAUCUGUGUUGCCUGAAAGGAAAGAAACAAACUGGAAUUUAAAAAAAAAGCGUGUCCCGCCUUCACCGUCACAGUAGCAGAGGAAAUGUCCGACGCAACGCAGCAGCUGGCUGGCAGCACCGCCGCCACGGGUGACAACAAACCCUUCGCGGCCCAGUUGUCCAACGUCUACCUCAGCAUCUUGGCGCUGUUCUGCUUCAAGCUCUUCGUCAAGAUCUCCCUCAACCUGCUCACCUACUUCUACAUCGUCCGCGGCAACCGCAAGGAGGCGGCCAGGAUAUCGGCCGAGUUUUACGACUACACCCAGCAGCGCGCUUCCUGGACGGACCGCUCGCCGCUCCACGACGCCGCCAGUCAGGGUCGCCUCCUUGCCCUCAGGACUCUCAUUGUGCAGGGCCACAACGUAAACAGCGUGACCCUCGACCAGGUGACUCCUCUCCACGAAGCCUGCCUCGGAGACCACCCACCCUGCGCCAGAGCCCUCGUCGACGCCGGCGCCGACGUCAACGCCUCAACGGUUGACGGCGCCACGCCCUUGCUGAACGCUUGCGCGGUGGGCAGCGUGGCAUGCACCGAAGUCCUGCUGGAAAAUGGCGCCAGAGCUCAGAGCCUCGCGCACCAGCCGUCACCCAUCCACGAGGCCACCAGCAGAGGUCAUUCCGGUUGCGUGGAGGUUCUGCUGACAUGGGGUGCGGAUGUGGACAUGGACGUCCCUCACUUUGGCACGCCGCUCUACACGGCCUGCGCCUGUCAGGAGUUGGAAUGCGCCAGGAAGCUCCUGAGGGAAGGCGCUAACGUCCAGAAAGGCAAAUCCCUGGAGUCGCCUUUGCACGCGGCGGCAGAGAAAGACUGCACAGCGGUGGUGAAGCUGCUGCUGGACUUUGGCGCCGACAUCAACGCCCGGAACGGCGAGUGUCGGAGGCCGGUGGACGUGGCCCCGCCCGGCACCUUGACAGAAGGCUUCCUGCUCCUCUACGAAGCCACACCGCGACUGCUGAGUCAGCUGUGUCGCCAGUGUAUCAGGAAGUGCGUCGGCCGGGACCGACUGCACCUGCUGAGCCAUCUGCCCCUGCCUGGCCGGAUCAGGAACUUCCUGCAGUACCAGUGACAAUGACCGCCUGGCAAAAGUGACUUUUUAAUUGCUUUUAUACAAAUAGCCACCCAAGUUCAAUCUUUUUUCAGCUGCCUGUUUUCCAUAAUGUGUCUGGGAGUGAGCCAAUACCUAACACAUCCUACAUUAUGAAUGUUCACAGGGAUGGCUGGUGGUUCAGGGGAUAGCCUCUAUAAAUAUCUGGAAGAAAAUGCACUUUGAAAACAUGUUAUUGUAUUUUUUUGAAUUCUAUUUUUGCAUUGUACACUGUUACAAACUCAAUAAAAUCCUUUAUUUUAUAUUAGCCGUCUAUUGUAGUGGGGCCUCAUGCUUCUAACUGGACUGGUUUUCAACCAAUUCCUUAAAAGUAAAAAUUUUUGAGUGAAGAAAUCGUUUCAACGCACACUGAUUUUUUUUUUCUAUCGUAGCCACAUGUCUGACGUUUGUAACAAAAUAAACCGCU